AGAAGAAAAGAAAAGGAAAAUGAAAAUUAACAAAGAAUGAACCAACUCUAUUUUUCCCCCAUACCACACUUCUUCUUCGUCUCACAGCGUGCAGCGCCUCUUUCGUCCUCUCCUCUCUGAAAAACCGCCUCCACCGCCGCCACCACCACCACCACCACCACCACCGCCACCCCUCACAUGCUCACCAUUCAUUCACUCCCCUAACUCUACACGACACCGUUUCCGAACCAAACAACGCAACCCUUCCUUCAUCUUCCUCGUUCAGCUUCUGAAGGCACUUCUUCCACUGUGUGCGGUUUCUCUUCUCAAUGGCCACCACACCUGCACCGGUGAAGUCUCAGCAUCUCCACAACUUCUCCCUCCCCUUACUCAAAUGGGGUGCCACUGCCACCCCCAACACCAGCAACACCAACCACCACCACCGCUCUCGUCGCACCCCCGAUCACCCCUCCGAACCCGACUCCGAGCCUGAUUCCCGACCUCACCGGGUCGGAUCCCGAACCGCACGCAACCGAUUCGCCGCCGCCGCUUCCUGCUCCCCCAAGCAGCAGCAAGAGAGACCCAGCAACCACGACGAAACCGAUGAUGAAGCCGGCGGUGAGGAGGCGGUGCAGAAGCCAUGGAACCUGAGACCUCGGAAACCGGCGCUCCCGAAGGCCAGCGCGUUCGAGAUCGGAGCCGGUGCCUCGAGGAACGGCAAUACCAACGGUGGCGAGUCGCAGGAGGCGGGUAACCACCACGGGGAGAAUCCGGCGCCGAAGUCGCUCCGGCUGAGAGGGUUUACGGACACCCAGUGCCCGGAGAAGAAGGAGAAGAGGAAAUUCUGGAUCGCUCUGUCGAAGGAAGAGAUCGAAGAGGACAUCUUCAUCAUGACCGGGUCUAGGCCCGCUCGCAGGCCUAGGAAGAGGCCCAAGAAUGUGCAGAAGCAAAUGGAUAGUGUUUUCCCUGGCUUGUGGUUAGUGGGGGUCACUGCAGAUGCUUACAGGGUAGCAGAUACACCUGCAAAGAGGUAGGGAAGUGGCAAGUGAAUCAUAGCUUGCUUAAGAAACUGGUUAGGAAGCUUUUUGGAUAUGGUAAAUGUGACUUGGGCUGGUAUGGAGGUAUAGACGCGCAGAAUUUUGUAAAGAGCUUGAAGGAAAUGUUGGAUUAUGGAGAACAUAUAUUGCUAGUUCCCUUGCUUUUGUUGUUUCCUAGCUAUAGAUGCAAGGGAUUGCUGCUUUAGUUGUUUUUUUUUUACUUGUUCAAGUGGUCUAUUGAUGUGAGCAAAGAAAUUUAUAUAUGAGUAUAUAUAGGUUAGUUAAUAGAGUCAAAUACAAUGAGUUAAUGAUAAUUUCAGAGCUUCUGUUUGGAA
This is a messenger RNA of Lotus japonicus, 1351 nucleotides long. RefSeq lists its product as uncharacterized. The record is from RefSeq and is a predicted model, not a curated record. Bases 309 to 1013 code for a protein of 234 amino acids. The transcript is spliced from 3 exons. Lineage: Eukaryota; Viridiplantae; Streptophyta; Magnoliopsida; Fabales; Fabaceae.